Messenger RNA from Brassica rapa (field mustard), 4035 nucleotides. RefSeq lists its product as uncharacterized. The record is from RefSeq and is a predicted model, not a curated record. Lineage: Eukaryota; Viridiplantae; Streptophyta; Magnoliopsida; Brassicales; Brassicaceae.
UGCGGAAAGCUUCGUGUGUUUGUUGUGCGGUGUGCCAUUCAAAUGUUGUGCGGUGUUAUGGUAACCCUGUGUAGAAAUCACUCAUUUGGAAGAGUCGGAAUUAUAUUCAUAAAAUAAGUAUCACAAACAUGGUUUUCCCAACUUAAGUUCUCAACCGCGCCUGCUAAUUAAUAAAAUAGCAAAGGAAUACUCAUCAUUUUUUACAACAUACUACUAUUCAUAAAUCAUAGUGACAAUAUUCGAGACUAUUUUUGUUGUUUUUAUACAUCAUAUUGUACAUUUUAAUGGUAUAGUCGACUUGAUAAAAAAAAUGGUAUAGUCGACAUUACUUCCUAAAUAUAUACAUGCCAACAUUUAGUCAUUGUACAAACUAUCUAAAAUUGAAUACGGCACUGAUUUGUUAUAGUCUUAUUGUCUUCUUUAAUCAUGAACCACUUCAGAUAUGAGUGAGAAGAGAGGCAGCUAGCAAAAGUCAGUUUAAUUACUAUAAACCCAAUAAAUAAUAUAAACUAUAGUAUACUUUUUUGUGUCAACCAAAUCUCUUUUAUAGAGAAUGCCCAAUGAACCACUACAAGUGAAGGAUUACAAAGCAAUUCUUCAUCAUUUACAAAAAAAAAUUAAACAGCCUUAGCCCACCUUAUAUAUUGAUUAGCUAAGAGCACCACCAAUGGAAGGUUCUAACUAAGUAUUUAAUAAUAAAAAUUAAAAAACAAAGUAAGAAAUUAAGAGAAAGUAGGAGAUAGAGUAAGAUAAAGUUCUAAAAUUAGAUCUUUUUAGAACUUCAUUAGAACUUCUUUAUCCACUUGGCAAGUUAUGAUUGGAUUCUUUUUAUUUAAGACAAUUAAAAUUAAUAUCAUUUUAUUAAAUUAAAAUAAUAAUAAAAUUUCUUUAGAACCUUAAAAUAAGAAACAUACCAAUGAGGUUGCUCUAAGGAUCUAAUGUGCUACGUCUGAUCUCAGCCACACGUCUUCCACUGCUUCUUCUUAGCUUAACACGCGUCCCCAUCUGUCAAUGUAAGAUGAAGAAAUUUUUUAUGCUCUACCACCAACAACCAUGAUAUGCACAAACGAUGUUGCCGGAUUUAUAAAAUUUCACUUGAUUGAGUGGCUUCCUCUUGAUCGCCCUUGCUUCCCCAUUUCCAACCUUCAUCAGCUUAUGGUAGGAGUGCACCCCCCCCCCCCUUUCUAUGGCGAAUCUCCCGAAGUAACUUUUACUAUCCCACUAAGGAUUGAUACACAAGGCAGGCACAAUAUUACCCUAUCCAAAACAAGAAAAUCCAGUGAAGUGAAAAUGGAAGGACGUGUGUUAUUAACUAGAGAGCCUUCUAUUAGUUCCGAUCCAAAUGACCGGAAACUGAUAAUAUCAACUCGAUCGAAAAGUAUAUAUUUAUGAAAAAUAGUUUCGAUUUGAGGUCGAAGACACAAAACAAAUCCCGAUUUAAACGAAAAAUUAUUCAAACCCAAAACAAAGAGAAAAUAGAAACUCAUGAAGAAUAGCUUUGAUUUUGGUUGAAAAUCACAUAAGUAGGUUUCAUUUAAUAGGAAAAAUUACUAUUUUAUCCAUUUCACUAAUCUCCUAAUUAUAAUAAAAUUAAAAGGUAUAACAAAAAAAAUUGAAUCAGUCAUCGACGCCGUGGUUCGUUGUCAUCAGCUCUGGCGUCACUCUGCUUCGUCGUCCCUCAGCGCUGCUGUCAUCGUUCCUUAGCUUUGCUGUCAUUCUUUAGCUUCGAUAAUCUCCUUCAAAUUCAUCAAAAUUUAGUUAAGAUGGUCUCACUCAUCAGCUCCGUUGUUGUCCAACUUCAAUGAGUAUGUUGUUAUCGUCAUCAUCAAGGUCUCUCAUAUUCAUCGUCCUUUUCUAUUGGGUAUUUUUUUAAAAUUGUUUUGGAAGAUUUUCAAUUAGACUAAUUGUGUUAUUUUUGAUUAACUAACUUGAAUGAGUUUUGUGCUUUUUAUUCAAUUUAGAGUGAUUAUGUUAUUAUGAAAGCUAUUACGAACAGUCUCUCUUUGUAACCAGUGACUUUUGUUUGUUUGUUGUCAAUUGCAUAUGUUUGUUUGUAGAUCAAUAUUCUCUGUUUGUAGCCAAUGAACACUAUCUAGUGAUCUUUGUACCCGAUGAAUUUGUUUAUAAAGCUUAAUUGUAACCAAUUACCUCUGUUUGUUUAUAGACCAAUGUUCUUUGUUUGAUCAAUGUUCUCUGUUUUGUAGACAAUGAACUAUAUUUGGUGACCUCUCUAACUAAUAAAUUUUUUUAUAUUGUUUUGAAUUAAUUUUCAAAUUGAAAAAUUUAGUACAUAUUCAGUAAACCUAUCAUGACCUUUGUUUGUUUGUUGAUCAACGUUUUUUUGGCUCUAGCCAAUAUCUAUGUUUAGACCUCUAUUGUGUGGUUUUUGUAUGGUUUAAUUUUUUUUUGAGACUGUUCAGGAUACAUUUCUUAAAUAUAUACUAAUUUUCAAAAAACAAUUCAAAUCUUGCAGAUUGUUCCUAAUUCAUAUGUCUGUGACAUAUCAACUUCUGACAGGUGAUUCUUACGUUUUCCUGUAAUGAAGAAGAUUAUUCAACUAAAUCUUUUAGAAUAGCCCGUCUUUGAUACGUUCCUUGGAAGAUUAAAAUGCCAAUUUACAAACUAAAAGUAUUUGUUUAUAUAAUAGUACCAUGUAGCGAAUAUUUUGAAGAAUCCGAGGAAAAGUCUAGAUGACCAAAACGAACGUAGCUAUCAAUAGUAAAAAGUCAAAACAAUACAGAAUUUUUGGUACAAGAAAAAACAAUAGUAUAUAAGUUUUAAGGAAUGAAUAUUUGUAACACAUGUUCCAGCGCUCAGUCUUUGAAGAUUGAAAUCAAUAAGCACUCACUUUAUGAUGUUUUGAUCAUUUCCGAAAAUGUAGUAAAUACAUAUAAUUAUAGAUACAUCCAUGAACUUGUAAUGGAUCAAACAAUUCAAAGUUUUAAAAUGAAAAGAAAUGACCAAUUGUUGAUAAAAAAAAAAAGAAAUGACCAAUCACAUAACGUAGUACAAAUAAAAUUGCAACUACUAUGAAAAAUAUAAUUUUACUGUUGACAAAAACCAUCUUUACUGUAUAUAUAUUGAAAAUAAUAAUUAAAUAGUAAAUAUAAAUCAUUCUUUAAAGCAUCUUGUAUAUAUAUAUACUCACAAACCCCAUAACAUCUUCAAUAUACGCCUUCUAUUCCCUUGACAACAUCAAACUUUAAACGGUAAACCCCUAUAAAUCAAGAAAGGAGAAAGAGAAGAAGAAUCAACAAAAAAACAGAAGCAAUGUCUUAUUCUUCCCUCAAAUUGCCAAUCUUUCUCAUUCUCUCAUCUCUUCUCCAUGCCGCUUUAGGGGAAGAAAUCAUUUGCGAGAAUCUGCCCACUAGUAUGUGCGCGUUCUCGAUAUCGGCUUCCGGGAAAAGAUGUUUAUUGGAGACAGCUAACGUCGCCGGAGAAUACACUUGCCGGAAUUCCGCGGUGGAGGUUAAAGGAAUUGUAAACUACGUGGAGAGCGAUGAGUGUGUAGCCGCUUGUGGUGUUGAUCGGAAAACCGUAGGGAUCUCCUCGGACGCAAUGAUGGAGCCAGGCUUCGCCGCUAAGCUUUGCUCUCCGGCUUGUUUGGAUUAUUGCCCUAACAUUCUUGAUCUUUAUUUCAAUCUCGCCGCCGGUGAAGGUGCAUUUUUACCUGAUCUGUGUGAUGCUCAACGGACAAAUCCACACCGUUCGAUGAUGGAAAUGUUCAGUUCCGGCGGGGCUCCUGCGCCUUCUUCUGAGACUGCUCCAGGCCCUGUCUCCGACUCCUCAGCCCCUGCUCUAGCUCCGGCUGCUAUGUAAAAUUAAUGUAAUUAAUUUCACGUGUCAUGUUUAUGUAUAAUAUUUCGAUUGUUGAUCCAUAAUGAAUCAUAUCUCUUUAUAUGAUUUGAUGCUAGCUCAUCAAUUGAUUCAUAUGAGAGAAGAGGAUUCAGAAUGAGUUUGAUUUGUGGUUCUGUUUCGUAACAUUUCCCCAUGUAAUAACACUUUUUGUAAUACCAUUGUUUUCUGUUCGUUAUA